UGUUGAAAUAAGAGGUGGAAAGACUCUUCAGUGACAUUUCAUCAACGCACAAUGUCUAAACUGCAGGUUUUAGGUGUUUUUCUGACAGAGAGAUUAACAUUAGCUGCGCAGGAAAUUCUUAAGGCUGUGGAAGACGUAUUUUCAGAGUAUAAUGAGGAGAUGUGUCGCUCCAGACUGGAGGUUGCGCUGCUCAAGAGAAGACUGCAGCAGACAGGAGUUCAGAUGGACUCUGUAACGCAGCUUUGCUCCUCUGAGAGUCAAGGACAGAAAUACACCCAGACACUUUCAGAGGACUGGAAAUCUGAUCAUGACUUGAAAGAUACAGCAAUGCAUAUGAUCUUAGAUAUUUGUACAAAGGAGGAGGAGAAUGAAGAGGACAUGCCUGUGUGCAGUGAAUCAACAUCUGUAUCCCCAUGUGUGGACAUUUAUCAUGAUCAGACACCCAGCAAAGACACUGAAACCCAAGUGAUGGACAGUAGUGAGAGUAAUUGUUACUUUAUUGAACAAGCAGCUCGGAUUAAGAAUGAGCCAGAAACAUACAUCACCUGUCAAAUUGAGCAUAACAUCACAAAUCAUGGCUCGGAUGAUUCAGGCGUCAGUGAUGUUUCCACUGACGUCAACAAAGUCAAAGUUAGCCACAUAGGCUCGCCCAGACAUGAGACACAGAUAUUUAAUCUGCCCCUCAAUCAAGAGAUGUUGUCGCAGCAUCAGCUGGAGCUGGCCCAGAUAAGAGAGAGAAUGUCUUUGAAAAUCCUGCCCUGUGUCUCUGACUGUAAAAGUAAGAAAAGUGAACCGACUCUCUGUCAGGAUGAAGUGUCAAAAUCUGGCAAGCAGAAACCCGACAGAGCAAGAUAUAGUCAGGCCUGGAGGGAACGUCUGGAAAAAGACCCUGUAAAAUUUGCUGAGUUCAGGGCUUUUGAAGCUGCAAGAGAGUAUAGAAGAAAGAGGACUGCUACAUCUUUAGAAAUCGAUAAGGAUAAUAAUUGUGAGAGACAGAGAAGAUUCAGAACCAAAAAGAAGUUACGACAUCAGUGUAAAGCUGAUGAUAACCCUCUGCCACCUAAAAAAACGAAAGUCUUAACAGAAGAAGAGAGGAUUAAGAAACGGGAGUAUGAUAGGAUAAAGAAAAGAGAAGAGCGAGAGAGGAUGGGAGAAGAGAAGAAAAGACAAAUUCGUGAAAGAGAUGCAUCGCAAAAGAGGGAAAAAAGAAACAAGACAAAAUUUCUUACAGACACUGCACAUACAAAUUUUGGCUCUGAAUCGUACAGCUGGAACUAAAUCUGCAAAACGGAUGGCAGUGUUACAGAUGAGAGAAAAAAUUCUGGCUGAUGCCGAAAAGUUGGACAUUGUUAGACUUCAUCCAUUGUUGUACUCCAUGUUAACAAGCAACUUUAAAAGCUUGAGGUCUGGAAAAAGUUUGAAGAUGAAUAGAUUUUGAUGGCCCACUUCUAAAAGAACUUCAAUCCACUUUUAAAGCUCUAUAGAAGGAAACUGGAUCCUUAGAGAAGCAGAGCCUGAUUGUCACUGGUUUAUUGGUUGCCAAAAAGUACAGAAUGCAACACAUUUAAGCAAAGACGCUUUAAUCUUCUUCCAAGCAUUUCUCACUAAAUUAUCAAAGUCCUCAUCCAGUGAAAGUUAUACAUAUAUUUAUAUAUA
This is a messenger RNA of Carassius auratus (goldfish), 1656 nucleotides long. RefSeq names its product stress response protein NST1-like. The record is from RefSeq and is a predicted model, not a curated record. The transcript is spliced from 4 exons. NCBI's taxonomy places the organism in Eukaryota, Metazoa, Chordata, Actinopteri, Cypriniformes, Cyprinidae. Bases 52 to 1278 code for a protein of 408 amino acids.